UUUCACGGCCCUCACCAGCUUGGAGACAACAUGUGGCUGUGGACAGCUCUACUCCUGUGGGUUCCAGUCGGUGGGCAAGAGGACCCCACGAAGGCCGUGAUCACCCUGCAGCCUCCGUGGGUCGAUGUGUUCCAAGAGGAAGCCGUGACCUUACAGUGUGAGGGGCCGCAUCUGCCUGGGGACAGCUCUGCACAGUGGUUUCUCAACGGCACAGCCAUUCAGACCCUGACCCGCAGAUACAACAUCAUUGGUGCCCAGGACAAUGACAGUGGUGAAUACAGGUGCCAGACGGAGCUCUCAGCACCAAGUGAGCCCGUGCAGCUGCAGGUGCACAGAGAUUGGCUGCUGCUCCAGGUCUCUGGCAGAGUCUUCACCGAAGGGGAACCUCUGACCAUGAGGUGUCAUGCAUGGAAGAACAAGAUGGUGUACAAUGUGCUUUUCUAUCAAAACGGCAAAGCCUUUAAGUUUUCUUCUCAGGAUUCUGAACUCACCAUUCCAAAAACCAACGUGAAUCACAAUGGCGUUUAUCACUGCUCGGCCAUGGGAAGGCAUCGCUACACAUCAGCAGGAGUGUCUGUCACUGUGCAAGAGCUCUUUCCGGCUCCAGUGCUGAAGGCGUCCUCCCCACUGCCCCUCCAGGAGGGGAGCGCGGUGACGCUGAGCUGUGAGACGAAGCUGCUCCCGGACAGCCCCGCCUUGCGCCUUUACUUCUCCUUCUAUGUGGGCAACAAGACCGUGCAGGCCAGGAACACGUCCUCCCGAUACCAGAUACCACGUGCCGGAGGGGAGGACUUGGGCUCCUACUGGUGUGAGGCGGCCACGGAGGACGGAGGGGUGCGGAAGCGCAGCGCCCCACUGGAGCUGGGGGUGCUCGGCUCCCAGGCACCAAAUCCUGUCUGGUUUCACGUCAUUUUCCAUCUCGCAAUGGGAAUAAUAUUUUUGGUGAGCACUGUUCUGUGUUGGACAAUAUAUAAAGAACUGCAAAGAAACAAAAAGGAGAAUUUAAAAGUCUCUUUGUCUUCUGAUCAUGGGAAGAAUGUAACGUCCUACUUUCACAAAGACAGAUAUGUAGAAGAAGAGCUAAAGUUUCAGGAAGAAAAAGAGCUACAAAAAGAGGCGCAUCAGAAGUCCAAGGAGGGAGAGGGGCAGCAGCCAAAGGACAAAGCCAGUCCCCCAGCCCUUCCCCUCCGGCCCAGUGCCAGGGCACACGUGCCCUACAGCUGA
This is a messenger RNA of Lepus europaeus (European hare), 1224 nucleotides long. RefSeq names its product Fc gamma receptor Ia (gene FCGR1A). Lineage: Eukaryota; Metazoa; Chordata; Mammalia; Lagomorpha; Leporidae. Gene Ontology annotation, biological process: regulation of immune response; cell surface receptor signaling pathway. The transcript is spliced from 6 exons. The record is from RefSeq and is a predicted model, not a curated record. Gene Ontology annotation, molecular function: transmembrane signaling receptor activity. The coding region runs from base 31 to 1224 and encodes 397 amino acids.